This is a messenger RNA of Xenopus laevis (African clawed frog), 10695 nucleotides long. RefSeq names its product zinc finger protein 292 S homeolog (gene znf292.S). Bases 682 to 8280 code for a protein of 2532 amino acids. Gene Ontology annotation, molecular function: DNA-binding transcription factor activity, RNA polymerase II-specific; DNA binding. Gene Ontology annotation, biological process: regulation of transcription by RNA polymerase II. The record is from RefSeq and is a predicted model, not a curated record. Gene Ontology annotation, cellular component: nucleus. NCBI's taxonomy places the organism in Eukaryota, Metazoa, Chordata, Amphibia, Anura, Pipidae. The transcript is spliced from 7 exons.
AUAAAAACUGAAGCUGAACUCUACUCUGCAUAUUCAAAUUUGAAGAAAAGUUUCCAUCAUCUGUAAACAAAAAAACAUUUUUAUGUUCUUUGGGUUCAGUCAAAUUUAAGUUUAUAAUCAUUAGUUAGUCAGAAAAUGUGUUACUGUCACAUCUCUACAGAGAAGGGUCUAUUUAUUAAAGGUGGGGCCAAGCAUGAGGUAAAUCACCCAAUGCACUUUGGUUGUAAAGGAGUGACGAUGGACUGCAGCCAUUUUUGGAACAGUGUGACAACUGAAAGGAAGAAAGUUCAACCUAGGGUCGCCCAACCCACUUCAAUGUGUAAUGUUUAUCAACAAAAUUGUUUUGGCGUGUGGUCUCGUGUAACCAACGUGAGGUGGAGUUUCACCACAGACCCGUUUCAGCGUUGGGGUAGUGAGGAGUGAAAACUCAUUUUGUCCAUGAGGAGAAUUUUCCAUUUGGCAGCUGGUCUGCACAUUUAUACGCCUUUAACUGAAAAGUAUCCACGUCAUUAUAAAGACCCUCUUUGAGUAUGCUGAAAAAUGGAAGGCACCUGAAGACUCUCUCUCUCUUUUAGAAGUCUAUACUGUAGCAAUCGAAAGCUAUUCUAAAGCACGGCCAUAUCUUACCUCAGAGUGUGAGAAUGUAGCUUUGGUUCUGGAGAGAUUAGCUCUGCUGCUCAAAUGCUGUUGACUGAAAAUGGUAGCUACGAGCUCUCCAUUCUCUACAUUCUUUCUCAAGAAACUGGAGUGUGGAAGAAUCCAGUACUUACAAUGAUUAUGAACCUAGAUCCACUGGAUCAAUAUCAAGUUGACCAGUUCCUGGUGUCAGAAGGUUCAACCCUGUUGGAAAUGCGAAUUAAGCAACUCCUUAAGCUCGGUAAAGUGGCAUCAGCGACUUCUUUGGCAAAACUGUGUUCAGGCCACCAUGAAAUGAGCAAAAAAGGCAACUUUACACAACUCUACCUGACUUGCCUUUGUGCGGCUUCACCAAAUAUUAAACUUAUAGAGGAAAUUGCCAAAGUAGAUUGCAAGGAUGCACUUGACAUGAUUUGCAAUCUAGAGUCUGAAGGUGAUGAGAAAACCUCAUUGAUUCUAUGUGCAGCUUUUCUGUCUCGUCAACUGCAGUUUGGGGAAAUGUACUGUGCAUGGGAACUUACCCUUUUUUGGAGCAAGUUACAGAGGAGAGUGGAUCCAUCAAUACAGAUAUAUCUUGAGAGAUGUCGCCAGCUGUCUUUGUUGACGAAAACUGUAUAUCACAUUUUUUUUCUGAUCAAAGUUAUUCAGUCAGAGACUGAAGGUGCAGGACUUCCAACUUGUAUUGAGUUGUGUGUUCGAGCUCUACGUUUGGAAUCAAGUGAAAAUGCAAAAGUAAAAAUCUCCAUCUGCAAGACUAUCUCUUGUUUAUUACCUGAUGACUUGGAGGUUAAGAGAGCUUGUCAGCUCACCGAAUUUCUCCUUGAGCCUACUGUCGAUGCAUAUUAUGCUGUUGAAAUGCUAUACAAUCAACCUGACCAAAAGUAUGAUGAGGAGUCUCUUCCAGUACCAAAUUCACUACGCUGUGAGCUUUUGCUUGUAUUAAAAACUCGAUGGCCCUUUGAUCCAGAAUUCUGGGACUGGAAAACACUAAAGCGCCAGUGUCUUGCAUUAAUGGGAGCAGAGGCAUCUAUUGUGUCUUCAAUUGAUGAGCUUAAUGACAAUGAAGUAUAUGAUCAGACCGAUGACUACCAGGAAGUGACCAAAAUCUCCUGUCUAAAUGGGCUUGAUUGCUUUGAUAAUGUUAACAAUGUAGAAGAAGAAGAAAAACAGAAAAAGAAAAACAUAAAAAAAAUGAGAGAACGUGGAUACGUAUCAGCAAGAUUUAGGAACUGGCAAGCAUAUAUGCAAUAUUGUGUACUAUGUGACAAAGAGUUCCUUGGCCACAGGAUAGUGCGCCAUGCGCAAAAGCAUUUCAAAGAUGGCAUUUACAGCUGUCCAAUAUGUGCACAACAGUACAGCAGUAAAGAGAACUUUGUUCCACAUGUCACCUUCCAUGUUAAACAAUCUUGCAAAGAGAGGCUGGAAACAAUGAAACCCUUAAGAAGAGUUGGAAAACCUCCUAAAAAAGCGCCAACUAGUAAGAGUAAAAAACCUGUAGCAGUUUCUAAACAGGAGCGGCCAAUUAAGAAGAACAGUCUCUAUUUAGAUGAUUUUAUCGUAUUCAAUGAUAAUGACAAAUCAGAGGAUGAUGAGAAAGACAACCAACCUGAUAUUGCCCAAAAGGAAGAGCAGACACUUGUUAAUGAAUUUGCCUGCCCCGUGCACCUAUGCAAAAAAGGGUUCAAGUACUUUAAAAACUUAAUUGCACAUGUAAGGGGACACAAAGGUGAUGAGGAAGCAACACGUUUCCUUGAGAUUCAGAGCAAAAAAGUUGUCUGUCAGUACUGCAGACGACAAUUUGUUAGUCUUGCUCACUUAAAUGAUCAUUUACAAAUGCACUGUGGAGACCAACCUUAUAUAUGCAUACAAAUGAAGUGCAAAGCAAGUUUUGAAACCUAUGCUGACCUAUUGUCUCACAGGAAGGAACACAGAGUUUUCAGAGCAAGGUGCAUGUUUCCUAAGUGUGGGAGAAUAUUUUCUGCUGCUUACAUGCUCUUUGAUCAUGAAGCACAACACUAUAACACAUUUACUUGCAAAUACGUUGGCUGUGGAAAAAUCUAUCAUUCUCAGCUUCAGUUAGAAAAGCACUUAAGUGAGCAUGUACCAGAAGAGACUCCUCUAGAGAGCAAAUUUAACACAGCUCAUCAACAAACUGCAAUGCUAGGAAUAAAACAUGUAAUGGCUAAUAAGCAACCAACAUCAGUCUGUCCAGUUGAUAAUGUUAAUGCAGCAUCAGGAAAUUCAGUUAAUGAACGUGCAGAUGAAAAAGAUUCCAACCUUUCUUCAGCAGUCCUGCCCCAAAAAGAAGAAUCACUUGUUUCAAAUGGAAUACAGCAGACAAAUUUGCUUGACCAUCAUCUUCCUCCUACCACUGAAGUUCUUCCUUUUCAAUCUUUGCUAAACCAGAUGUUGCCAUCAUCUUCAGCUAUACUAAACCAGACCCUUCCACUUGAGGCAGAUAUUUUAAAUCCUUCUAACUUGCCUGUACACCCAAGUAGCAAUGUCAAAUUGACAUCAGUUCCUGACGAGUGCCCUGAUAUUGUGCUCAAACAGAGAAAAUUGUUAGCAACAGAUAAUACAAAUAAUUGUAAUAAAAAUAAACCACUAACACGUUUGCAUUUUGAGGAGCCAUGUCUUUCAGUUUAUGAAGGUUGCAAAACAUCCUGCCCUAUUGAAGUAAACAAAGAUCUUGUCAGCUCUAAUGCUGUUGAAAAUAAAAUGGAAGUGCUAUCUGAAAAUUUUGUGGAAAGGCAGGUUAGCAGUUUAAUGCCUUUUGAAACAAACAACCAAGCAUCUCAGUUGUGUGAAAAUAAUUUAGAUAUGUCUGGAUAUGAUGAAAAUUGUAAACCAGAAAAUGCUUUAUCAUUGUCACUUGAAACAAGCAGUAUGCUUACAAAUGUUUUGCCUUCUGUUAGUAACCCAGGUCCUGUGCAAACAUCACCAGCACAAAAAUUUAAAUGCAGUGUGGAGGGAUGUACAAGGAUUUACAACUCAGUCCAAAGUAUAGGCAAACACAUGAAGACAGCCCACCCUGAGCACUAUGAUGCCUUUAAAAUGGAACGCAAGAACAGAAAAAAAUUUAAAUGUGCAAAUUCUGUAUUGCCUUCCACAGAAGACAAGCCUACAUAUUGUAUAUUGCAAGAUGAAGGUUGCAGUAAUCCAGUUUUUCAGCCACAGGUACAGAGUGGUUCAAAUUCUAAUUUUUGCAAUCAGUUACAACACAUUCCAAAUCCAGUUAUUACAUCACAUCUUGAGAAUCUGAACCCAAUUCUUAGUUCUGUUGAAAGUAUUAUUUCUCAAAGUUUGUCAAAAAAUGUGGCAGAUUCUCUUCUGGGAUCUGAUGUUGGAAAUGUAACCAGCACAACCCUAACAUCACAACUUGAGGAUCUGGCAAAAGUUGUUUUACCUUUAAAAUUUGAAAACGGUUCUGACCCAUUUCUUCCGAUGCCAACUGAAAAUGAUCCUGUACCAGUCAUGUCUUCUCUCAGUGGGGCUACAGUUUUUACACAGCUAGGCAGCAACACAAAUCAUGAUCAGGUGUUAUCUGUUGGAGAAGCUGCCAAUUCUGUAUUUCUGAAAGAGGAAACCGAUGCAGAAUCAUCAUUUUCCAAGCCGGCUGACAAUGCAGAUAUUGAUGCAAGCUUUAACUUGGAUAAAUCAGCCACAAUGCUUUCUAACACUAUCGAAAAUAAAAAUGGUAAUGGACGAACAUCAAGAAAUAGAGAGAGAAAGCCAAGGCACAGUUCUCGCCCAAAAUGCCCUGCAAUAAUCAGAGAUGGAAAAUUUAUAUGCAGCAGGUGUUUUAGAGCCUUUACUAACCCAAGGUCACUUGGUGGCCAUUUGUCUAAACGAGCUGUGUGUAAACCUCAUAAUGAAUAUGACCAUUCCCAACUGGUCCCACAGAUAGAUGGCCAAGCCAGUGUGUUGGCCAGUAUGAUACUGUCCUCCAGUCCAAAACACAACUUACAGUCACCCUCUCAAACAUAUAACCAUGAGGUGUCCAUAAAAGAAGAACCUUUUUUUCCUACAAUUUCUUCCAACAAUCAAACUAAUCAGUUUUUCUCUUCUUUUGUAACCCGUGAUAUGGAUGAAACUAAGAAAGUAAUUGAAACUCCAGAAAUUGUAGCAAACAGACCAUUAUCCCUGAAUAUGACUAAAGAUGGAUCUCUAAAUGUCAGUAGUGAUACAACCCCAUUGACUGCAGUUUUGUCACAGAUCUCACCAACUAGUACCAAAAUGGAAGAAAGCCGCAAGAUUCUACAUUCUGAAUUAAAUAACUGCAAUAAAGCAGCUACAGUGACUGAUAAUGUUGAAAAUGGAUUGUGCUCAAAUGCCUCAUUGAAUGCAGGUAAUGAAAACAAUUGCUUGUCAACCCCUGUAAGCAGCACAAGAGUGUCUGUUAUCAGUGGGCCACAAAAUCCUUCCUCAACAGCAACCAAGAAAAAGGGCGGGGGUACUAGAAAGAAGAAGAAAACUACUGAUGUUCCUACUGAAAUCAGUACUUCACAUGAACUAGCAAAAAAUCUUUUAGCAGCAGUAGGAGGCCUUCCACAACAUGUUGGGGGGAGUCUGCAGAUGCCAACAGAAAUGCAACCAAAUUUAUUAUCUUAUAGCUCAGAACUGAUUGAAAACAUUGCAAAGCAUUUAAACAACACAGACAAACAGUUGUUCUUAUCCUGUAUAAAUGAUACUAUUAAAGGACAUGCUGAUGCAAAUGUAAUUUCUCAAACACCUGAUAAGCCAGAAAAAUUUGAUUCUGUGGCCAUGCCUACUUUUACCUUGAACAGUAAAGAGCAUUCUGAAGUACAAAUACCGACAGAGUUAAUAGGGAGUCAUCUUCAAGGACUAAAUUCUCAAGCAGCUGAAGUAUUUUCAGUUAAUGGCAAUGCAGAAAGCCCUUGCUUUUCAUUACCACGAAGUCAAAAUACUGUAAACACAGACCUAGACAUUCUAUCAAGGGAUGUGCAUAAUAUUAUUUCUGCAGCAAAUAAUGAUAGUCCAAAUGAUACACUCAACAUUCCCAUAUGUUCUGCUUCCCCAACACAAGAAGCAGAUGCACAUAUAUUAGAAAUCAUGGAUUUAGUACAGAAGCUUCAAUUAGUGGAUAGUGUAAUAUUUGAGAACAUAGGAAUUGAUUCAGUCCCCGGAUGUCCUUCUGACUAUUUGCCCAUGACUUCUAGUGUUAUUGUUCCCAAUCCAAGUUUAAAUGUUGUGGAGGAGCCGGAUGACUCGAAAUCUUUACUGGACAAAUGUAAUGCAAAACCUUUUAUUUGCCAGGAGACAGAUUGCACAUAUUGUGCAAUGACGAAGGACGCUUUGUUUAAGCACUAUGCUAAAGUACAUUACUAUACACAAGAAAAGAUUAUGGAUAUAAAGAAACAUCAGCUAAAAUUUGCUCCAUUCAAAUGUGUUGUACCCUCAUGUACAAAAACGUUUACCAGAAAUUCAAAUCUUCGAGCACAUUGCCAGUCAAUGCAUAACUUUACACCAGAACAAAUGAUAAAAUUAAAAAUCAAGAGAGCAUAUGGAAGAAAAUCUGAAAUUACAUGUGCCAAUAUCCAGGAAUUACCUCACACAAUUCCAGAAAUGGAACAUAGUGUAGACAAAUUAGCCUCAGUUCGACAAAAACAGCAUUCUGAACAGCAUCAAGAAAUGCCAGCGGUUGAGCGAGUAGAAGCUCCAAAAGAACAGGAACCCAUAUCUCCUCAGAGUCUUGGUAAACCAUCUUCUCACGUCCUCCAGGCUUUAAGCCAGAAAUGUAAGAAAGGCUCCAAAGUACGAAGGAAGACAAAAGAAGUAACAGACAAAGUAGACAUCCAAAAAGAUAUCAAGCCUGCUGUUCAGGAAUUUAAUUCAUAUAAACCUUACCAAUGUGUUCAUCAAGGCUGCACAGCAGCUUUUACUAUACAACAAAACUUAAUACUUCAUUAUCAAGCAGUACACAAGUCUGUUUCAAAGUUCUCACUAGAAGAAGGUGAAGAAUGUGAAAAUGGCUUUUCUCAGAAGGAGUUCAGGUGUAUGGAAAUAGACUGCUCUAGAAUAUUUCAAGAAGUUGGCAGUCUUGUACAGCACUACAUGAAAUUUCAUGAGAUGAUAGCAGAGGAAAUUGAAAAUGUACUUUCUUUAAUAAAUAUUGGACAAUUUAAAUGUGAUCAGCUUAACUGUGCUUUGUUGUUUACUAGCUGCACCAGUUACAUUGAGCAUCUUGAAGAAGUCCAUGAAAUAAAAAUGAGGCAUAUUAAAGUGGAAGGAGAGGAAAUGUACAAAUGUGAUUGUGAAGGUUGUGACCGUGUUUAUGCUACAAGAUCCAAUUUGUUAAGGCAUAUUUUUAACAAGCACAAUGACAAACAUAAGGAGCAUCUGAUUAGGCCGAGAAAAAUUAGUCUCAGUGAUCAAGACACUACUGAUGAAAAACCCCUGAAAGAAAAACCUAAAGUAGCUAAGCAGAAAUGUGAAACAGAAGGUAAUGAUGUCCUCAAAGCGAAACGCUCUAAAGGUUGUUUGAUUGACAAAGAUAUUAAAAUUGAACAAGGACAGACAAAACAAGAAACAACUUUAAAAUAUGGCAGGCAUACAUAUUCUUUAAAACCGAAAGAUGCUGCAUUUGUAGAAUGUUCCAGUAACCUUGCAAAGCAAUAUCCUUGCAUGGUACGUGGAUGUACAUCUGUGGUUACAAGUGAACGCAGUAUAAUCAGGCAUUAUAAAUGUCAUAAACUAUCGGGCGCCUUUAUUUUAAAACACAGAGAUUCACUAAUAGUAUGCAAAAGACGUGCCCGCCCUAAAGGCAAAGCUGAAUCUAUAAUUAUUAAGGCUGGAGAAGAUGCUAAAAAUGAGAUCUCCUCACAGAAAGAAUCUGUACCUAGCCUGCUUGCAUUCAUUGACGAAUCUAGCUUAUCUACAUCUCAGCCAAGUGAAAAUGAAAAAGAUGAGAUGGAUGAACUUGCAGAACUCUUCAUCUCAAAACUGAGCAAUGAAGAUAGCACAGGUUCUGACAGCCAAGCAAGGACUUCUUCUUUUGUAAGCAGUGAUUUUCACGAAACUAGCUCUUGCCAGUCAGAACCACAGAAGGAAACAAGUAACCUAAAAAGAACCAAUAAGCAAAAGCAUGUCCUAAAUCGAAAAAGAAAAGUUGAUAAGUCUGACAUGCAAUCAACUGAAACAAGUAGCACAGUCAGUGGAGAGGAGAUUAUUGCUACCUUGCCUACUACAGAAGAGCCACCUGCACUUGACUUAAGCUCAUUUAAACCUAUGGGGUUUGAAGUAUCGUUUCUUAAAUUCCUGGAGGCAUCUGCUACCCAGGAAGAGGAAAGUGUGGACUUGGAUGAUUUUAAAGCAGAAAGCAAUGUUGACUUGCACCUAAUCAAGAAAAAAAUGCGGUUAUCUGUAGAUGAGGACGAACUAUCUUUGGGGAGUUCAGAGAGUGACCCUUACUUAUUAUUUGCUAAUCCUUUACACUUUCCAGACAUGGACAAUAUAAAAUUAGUUUUAGAUCAGAAAUUCAGUGACUAUAUUGACCUUGUUGUAAAGCAGCUUAAUGAACUGAAACCUGUUGUUGUUCUUAGAAGACAUGAAAUGUUGAGGAAUGAAUUGACUAGCACAUCCAAGGAAAACGUUUUAGCGGUAGCUGAGGAAGCUACAGCAUAGAAAGUUUCAAAAUCCCUGAAGCAUGCAAGUUAAUGUAUUUUUUUUUUUAACUCAACUUUUAUUUUUUCUAGGGGAGUUAUCUUGGCCAAAAAAAAAAAUCAUGGCUCAAGUCAUGCAAAGUUUUUACUCCAUUUUAUCCCUAUGGGACUUAUGGGACUUAAGCAAUGGGAUUGUUUUAAGUUAUGUAAAUAUUGUUUUAAAACCUCAAUAUUUCUAUUGAUAAAUUGUCCUUUCACAAAUCAAACAAUUUGUGUAUUGUCUAUAAUUUGUUAUGCUCACAAGUAAACUGCUGUUGUGCAGGUGGAUACUUGUGUAUUGCAUUUUUUAUGUAAAUAUCACUGUAACACAUUUGCUGCCUAAGUAUAAACUAUUAAAUAACACAUUUAUAUACUGGUUUUUCUAUUUUAAAUUGUCAUAUUUUAAAUUAGCCCAGUUCUGAUCUUCAAGUUUUAAAAAUAAUACCUUAAUCACCCCUUAUGAGGAGUUUGGGGGAAAAUAAUUUUUUCCAUCAAGUUUUUGUAAUUGUUUUCAUUACAAUAUGUAUAUUAAGUAUCGUUGACCCCUAUUUUAUAUAAAGGGCCUGCUCCAAUAAAUGAAAAAGUAUAAAGAUUAUCUUGGAAGGGGAGGGGGGGGGAAGUUGACCAUACACUGAAAAAGUCCUAAGCAGCCUUAUCAGGAGAGGACCAGCGUCAUGGUUCAAACUUUUCCCUAGAAUUUUCUGAACUAACCCCUAAUGUCAGUUGAGCAGAAACGCAUUUUGUCCCAUACACAACCCAAUAGGUGGCCAAGUCUCCAACAGAUGUUAAUCCUAAAACUGUUCAGCAAAAACCUGGUACAUUGAUGAUAACCUUCCUCAAAAAGGACACAUUUCAGAUAUAGAUGUAUUUUUAGGGAGACUAGGUUUGCUCUGCUGAAGAUCAUUCCUGUGAAAAACUGGUCAUGGCAAAUGUCACUCCUGAAAAAUAUAUUAUAAAAAUGUAUUCAUGACCCAGUGCCUCUUUUCCUACUUUACAUGGUUGCAAUGUGUUUAAGCCAGCAUUUAAGAGAACAAAAAAACACUAGAAUCAUAUAUGUAACAUGUGUUACAAAAAUGUCUGUAUAUAGGUUUAUUAGGUACUCACCUUACCAAACCUGUAGUAAAUAUUUACUUCAUUUUCCUGUUGCUCUGUCCUAAACUAUGAAGGUGCUACUGACAAAAAUACAACCGUUCUACAUGAUCAGAACACAUUUUCUUCAAUUUCAAGAUACAUCAUUAUGGUACUGCCAAUGUUAUUUCCAAUGCCAUAUUUUGUGUUCCCCACAGAUAAGGCAAGGCGUACCAGUUGUUAUCUGGGCUAUAGAUUACACAUGGUUGCUCAACUGUUUAAUGAACCAUCCUAGCAGAAUAGCUGUACUGUACCUGGUUUUCUUGUUUUUGCACCAUAUUUGAGAUAGAUUUUUUUUUUUUUAGAUCAUAUUUCCAGUGCUUCUCCUUAUAAACCUUUAUAUAAAUUGGGACAGUUAAGGACACGUAACCCUAAAAAAAGGUGCCUUUAUUCAAACACAGAAAAGAUCUUUCACAACUAUUAGUUGAGAUCUGACUAAAUGUCAGAACAACAAACACAAUUAUGAGAGAAGGAAAAAGAAACCCCACCAAUAGUUAUGAUUCUAAAGUUGUCCAAAAAAUUCUAAAAAAUGAUGUACCACAAUUAUUUAAUGACAAUAGUUCCUAAGGAAUUAUAAUAAGAUUAUAAAGUGCCAGUGCCGCUAUAAAUUCAUCCAAAGAUAGAAAAAUUCAUUAUUUAAGUAAAGUGCAGUGCAAUAAUUUAGAAUAUUAGACCCAAAAAAGAUUUUGAUUUGGUUUAAAAAAAUUUUUUUUUAAAAAAAAUGACCAAACAUGGUAGUGGGUUAAAAAAUGCAGUCACAAUCCAAAGAAUUAGAUGGUAGAAAUUGGAAAGAAUAGAUGGUGGAGUUGUCCCGUAAACUAGCUACCUGAUUUUUUCUAGAGCCUGGGACACCACAAAGAUAAGGCAGGACAGGGUAACCGGGGCUGUGGCCUUGGUUACCCUGUCCUGCCUUAUCUUUGUGGUGAUAGGGUCAGGCAUACUGCAUGCCAUACUGGACAGGUACUAGGCUGGCUAAUAGAGCUAUAAAAAAACAUAAGUGAUCAUGUACAGUUGUGUUCAGAAUAAUAGCAGUGCACUUGAAAAGUGAAUAAAGCUCAAAAUUCUUAUAUUUGCUUUUUUUUUCCAUACACUCGUAUGCAUUGGGGAACACUACACAUUCUAUUCCAAAUCAAUAAAAAUGUCAAAUUUGUGUUAUUCCUUAACAGAAAGUGAAGAAAAGGAAAUAUUAGGAUGUUUAAAAGUAAUGGCAUUGUCUGCAUUCUCCUUUAUAAACUCAAACAUUCAUUGUAUAAACUGAAAAAUGUUUUAA